AUGCUCCGAUACCUGCCAAGUCCUUGGAAGAGUGGGUUCUUCCGGAUGGACUCUCGAAACAUAGAGUUGCUAUCGAUCGAUUGAUUCAACUGAGGGUGCUUUCUGAAACUGUUGACAGGAAAAGCACAUUGGUACCGAUUUGUAAGAACAAAAGGGAUGCUCAAACUAUCGAGGGAUUGAGCUCAUGAUUCAGACCAUCAAAUAGUGGGUGAGAGUGAUAGAGCAUGGAUGGAGGAAAUGUACAAGUACCAUUUUGAGUUUACGUGUGCGAGGUCUAUUAUGGAACCUAUACAUCUGAUAAGGAAAAUGCUGGAAUAUUAUAGGGUGAUGAAGACAGAUGAAUGCAUGAUUUUCAAUAACUUGAAGAACUCUUAUGCCAAGGUGCUGAGAGGCUUAUGCUGGUGGAUAAUGGCUAAGAAGGGUAUUCCUCGUAAACAUUUUGAUCUGGUUAGUAUGUAAAAACAAAUGUAAGGCUUGUGGUGGAGACGUGGAACAACAACGGAUUUUUUUGUUACGAUUGACUACACCUAGGAUCUAUAUUGAGUUGUUUCCUCUUUGCGACAAUAUUGGAUGGAUUAAUAAGGUCUCUAUCCAGUAUGAGAUACCAUAGUGUAUGUUGUUUGCUGAUGAUAUUGUACUGUUGGGCAAGAUUAGAGUUGGGGCUAAUACUAAAUUGGAGCAAUGGAGGCAACAACUCGAAUCUCAAGAUUUUAGACAAGUCAGCAAAACAGAGUACAUCAAAUGCCGUUUUAGCACUAGUAGCACUGGAUGGUAAAAAGUUGCCUAAGAGUGAGUGUGUUGAGUCCAUUGGGUCUAUUCUCCAGAGGAAUAGAGGAAUUGACCAGGAGGUGACUCAUAAGAUUAAGUUGGGUGGCCCAAAUGGAGAGCAACAUUGGGGAUAUUGUGUGACUAUAGUGUACCUUUGAAGGUAAAGGGAAAAUUCUGCCUGACAUUUUUAUAUGGGUUAGAAUGUUAGGCAUUUAGGAAACAUCAUAUUAGGAAAUAGGAGUAGCAGGUAGGUGUGGGGGAAGACCUUAAAGAUAAUAUUAGAAAUGUAGACCAAUGUAUUAAAAAGCUCAAGGCGCACUAAGUUGAUAGGUGUCUUGCUGUGCGGCCUGCGCCUCAUUUAAGUGAGGUGCACUGUAUAAAUCUAUUUUAAAUUUACUUGUGCACCUUAUAUGGGCCUCGGGUGUGCCUCUUUGAAUGCACCUCGCCCUAGAGCAAAAAAAAACUUGACCCAAUGAUCUAGCGCCUUGGCGCGCCUUUUCAUAUGCUGAUGUAGAUAUUAGGAGGAAAGUUGGAGUUGCGGAUAUUGAGGAUAAAAUAAGGGAAAGCCAAUAGUGGUGGUUUGGGCAUGUGAGUCAGAGAUUAGAAGAUGUGCGGGUAAGGAAAGUAAAAGGUUGGUAUCAAAGGGAUGUUAGAACAAGCUGAUGGAUACCAGAGAUGACUUGGAUGGAAGGAGUUAGGAAUGAUAAGCAGAAGUUGGGUUUACAGGAGCAUAUAACACUUGAUAAAAGGGAAUGGAGGCCUAGGAUCAUGGUUGACCGUUCAUGUUGCUGAUCACAUCAUUGGGAUUAAGGAAAAAGGAGACCAGCUAUGAAAUGAAUAAAAAGUUUCAGAUUAACCUUCAGAAGCAGCUAAUACAUGGUGGAAUAUUACCAAGGGAACCAAUGGCUUCAAGUUCUGUGAUUCUUCCAAGCUCGGAGGAACUAGAAAUCUAUGCUCUUGAACAGUGGGAGCAUUUCCUGCUGCAUCUUAUCAGCUCAAACCAAUCGGAAAAGCUAACAAACUUCAGUUCUUCAAUGAUGAAGGUUUUCCAACGUGGCCUCUUGAGUCAAAGAGAUAAAGAAGCUUCAAGGUUGACUGAGUAUGGCUUCCAGUUCCUGCUGAUGGAAACAAAUGCACAACUUUGGUAUAUCAUCAGGGAAUAUAUUGCCAACGCUGAGGAACGUGGCGUAGAUCCAGCAAAUAUAAUUUCUUUUCUGCUGGAGCUUAGUUUUCACGAGACAGGACAGGCAUACAACAUCAACACAUUGAAUGAAGUUCAGCUUAAUACAAUCAAGGACCUUAGUGAUUUGGGAUUAGUCAAACUUCAGCAGGGAAGGAAGGAGAGUUGGUUCCUUCCGACAAAGUUGGCUACCACCCUUUCAGUCAGCCUAUCAGAUACAGCAACUAGGAAACAGGGUUAUGUGGUAGUGGAGACAAACUUCAAGAUGUAUGCUUAUUCUACGUCCAAACUACACUGUGAAAUUAUGCGUCUUUUUGCAAGGAUAGAAUACGAACUUCCUAAUCUCAUCGUGGGGGCAAUUAAUAAAGAAAGCUUGUAUAAUGCCUUUGAUAAUGGCAUUACUUCAGACCAGAUAGUUUCAUUUCUUCAACAAAAUGCACAUCCUCGUGUAGCUGAGAAAGUACCAACUGUUCCAGAAAAUGUCACUGAUCAGAUUAGGCUUUGGGAAUCAGAUUUAAACAGAGUUGAAAUGGCACCUGCUCAAUUUUAUGACGAAUUUCCGUCUAAGGAUCUAUUUGAGGCUGUUUGCGACUUUGCACGGGAAUAUGGAGCUCUGUUGUGGGAUGAUUCGAAAAAGAUGCAGCUUGUAGUAAAAGGCGAGCUGCAUAAUGAAAUGCGUGAAUUUCUCCGCCGCCAGAAACAAUAGUCACAUUACAUACAUGAGAACAUGGGAAGUGAUGAAUUGCACUGAUGCAGCCUAUUAUUGUGGAUUCAAUCGAUGAUAUGAUUUGAUGCAGUGCCAAGAGAUUGUGUCUUAAUCUAUUGAACUAGUCCAUUGUUGUCAUUCGGCCAAUAUCAUCCCACUCCCCUGAAAAUUUUAAGAGAAACAAAUCAGUUCCAAGAUCGAGAACGAGUUGUAUCUUGUGCCAAUUAGAUUUAGUUGCAAAACUUGGUAGUUUGUAGAUAUGUGAUUUAGCUAAAAGAUGGUUAUAUUUAAAGGUGAUACGAGUGGAACCGAGCUUCCCCCCAUUCUGAUCUUUCA
This is a messenger RNA of Spinacia oleracea (spinach), 2990 nucleotides long. RefSeq names its product general transcription and DNA repair factor IIH subunit TFB2. NCBI's taxonomy places the organism in Eukaryota, Viridiplantae, Streptophyta, Magnoliopsida, Caryophyllales, Amaranthaceae. The coding region runs from base 1551 to 2654 and encodes 367 amino acids. Gene Ontology annotation, molecular function: ATPase activator activity; double-stranded DNA binding. The transcript has 15 exons. The record is from RefSeq and is a predicted model, not a curated record. Gene Ontology annotation, biological process: nucleotide-excision repair. Gene Ontology annotation, cellular component: transcription factor TFIIH holo complex; transcription factor TFIIH core complex.